AUGGCGGACUAUGAUAUCAUACCUUGCUACGACGAUGACGAGCUGUUCCAGGAGAAGGCACCAGGCGAAAACGUAAACGACUUACACGCUUACUACAUGUCGCAGUUCAAUCUAGAGUUGGAGAACGGGAAGAGUAAGCCGAAAGACAGCUUCAAAUACGGUGUGGAAGAGAGCUUUGAUUUCGAAGUGCUCGAUUCUUGGAACGGCGCUGAGGAAAAGACCGACUUCGAGAUGAUAGACGAAGUGCUCGAUGCGAACGUUAACGACGAAAACAUUAAAGAGGUUCUAUUAGAUUUAGACGGAAUAGAAUUCGAGGGUAGCUACAAAACUGAGUCAUCAGUUAAAACCAAAGAAACGGAGGUCAAUUCUAACAACGAUUACAUAGACGAUGAGUCUCUAAUCGACGAACUGUGCAGGGAAGAUGGAGAAUCGUGCCUGUCGCCGGAAGCGUUCAACGAAGAGUAUCUAAACACGAUCGCUAACGAGAACCUGCUACCGUCUAUAGAAACGGCUUUCUCAAAACGCUAUUGCAACUUCGGCAGCUCUGAGGACUACAGCCCUCAAGAGUACGGCGUCGAAGUGACACAGGUACAGAGCAGCGCAGCCGUUAUAAGCAGCUUAGAACAUUACAGCUAUCCGAACAACAUCCUGUACAACUUGGAAAACGAGAAGAAGUACAGCUUGCCAGAUACGCCUACCAGUUGCACCGAGUUCAGUUUCGACAGAAAUGAAAGGAAGCUCUCCAUUUCGGAAUCAGUCGGAAGCGACGUCCAGAGCUCGUGCUACUACGAUGAGAACUCGCAAAAUUUCGACGAGGAUGAACUCUUCAUCAACCUAGACGACUUCGGUCUAAACUUUGAAAGGGAUACCGAAGACUAUAGCAUUGACGGCAGAAGCAAUAAUAGAAAUGAAGGGAGGGCCGAUAAGGAGAGAAACCAAGGUGAAAGGGUUUGUUUAUGGGAGAACUGUUUGGAGAGAUAUCCAAAUCAAAACACGUUGGUCGAGCACAUAGAGAGAGCUCACGUCAACACGUAUAAGGGUGACGAAUUCAGUUGCCUGUGGCGGGACUGCGCGCGCGCAAGGCGACCUUUUAACGCGCGCUACAAACUUCUGAUACACAUGCGGGUUCAUUCGGGACACAAACCGAACCGAUGCCAUCACCCUGGCUGCGGGAAGGCGUUCUCGCGGCUGGAGAACCUGAAGAUCCACGUGCGCUCGCACACUGGCGAGAGGCCGUACGCCUGCCCAGCGCCGCACUGCCGCAAGGCCUUCUCCAACUCCUCAGACCGGGCGAAGCACCAGAGGACCCAUUUCAAUGCCAGGCCGUACGCGUGCGGCGCCACGGGCUGCGGCAAGCGCUACACCGACCCCUCCUCCCUGCGGAAGCACGUCAAGUCGCACCCGCACGUGGCCAGCGUGCCGAGAGCCUGCGCGCCGCCCAGGCCGCAGCGCAGGCCGGACCAAGAGCAGCUGGUGCCCAGCUCGCCGGCGAAACUAGCGACCCUGCGAUGCAUAAGGGACAAGCUGACAGUACCACGGCUGCACAAGCUG
Iphiclides podalirius (scarce swallowtail) is the source of this 1551-nucleotide messenger RNA. The record is from the annotation of a GenBank genome assembly. NCBI's taxonomy places the organism in Eukaryota, Metazoa, Arthropoda, Insecta, Lepidoptera, Papilionidae.